This is a messenger RNA of Trichophyton rubrum CBS 118892, 2783 nucleotides long. RefSeq lists its product as uncharacterized. NCBI's taxonomy places the organism in Eukaryota, Fungi, Ascomycota, Eurotiomycetes, Onygenales, Arthrodermataceae. The record is from RefSeq and is a predicted model, not a curated record. The transcript is spliced from 3 exons. Gene Ontology annotation, biological process: arachidonate metabolic process. Gene Ontology annotation, cellular component: membrane. The coding region runs from base 276 to 2258 and encodes 660 amino acids.
CGCCUCGAGGACGACCCGCGACUCUCGCCUUCUGACCGACAACCAGCUAUAACCUGUUCUGAAGACGCCGCAUCUUGCGCGCAGCUUCCGACGGAUCCCUAGACCGAGACAAGCAAGGCAGCGGCGAAAUCCACAUUUAAUAUAUUUUUGUUAUCACACAACAAAGGCAAAAGCGAGACGUUCUAAAAGGCAGUGCGCAUUCCUCUUGUUGACUGCUGGUUGAGACAGACGGCCAGGAGAGCGUGCCGUGCUAUUUGCGCCGGCAACCCGUAGCCAUGGAGUCCUCUGGCCUGCGUCGGAAGGACACCACCAAAGGACCUCCUUUACGAAUACUCUCACUGGAUGGCGGCGGGGUGAGAGGAUACUCUAUGCUUAUCAUAUUGCAAGAGCUGAUGUACCGGACCUACGUUGAAUGCGAAGGAAAGGCCCCCCGCCGCGACCAGAUUCCCAAACCAUGCGAACAUUUUGACCUGAUAGCCGGCACGGGCACCGGCGGACUGAUCGCCUUGAUGCUGGGCCGGCUGCGCAUGGACAUCGAGACUUGCAAAGAGGUGUACAUCCGGAUGACCCGGCGGGUGUUUGAGACAGACAAGACAAUAGCCGGUAUACCGUACCGCACGACGCUGUUCAAGGCUUCAAAGCUGGAGGAGGCGAUAAAGCAAUGUGUGCGGGACCAUACAGUGGACGAAGAAGAGGGAAACGACGGCACAACGGCGACGAGUGCGAAUCCCUUUAUGCGGAGUGCGUCAACGGCGACACUGCAGCGACGGUUGAGCCGGUCGAGUGUCAGUACGACGAAUACGUCUGUGCCUUCGUCACCGGUGACCAGCCAGACGCUGACGGUGGGCGGGGGCCAGGUAUGGGGGGAUCCAAAUGCGAAGCUCUACGACAACCGGGAGAACCGCACCAAGACUGCGGUAACGGCUGUGUAUAAGGGGACACCGAAGACCGGGACAUCAAUACUCCUACGGUCCUAUGACUCACGGCGAGAACCACCGCCGGAGUUCAACUGCACGAUCUGGCAGGCUGGACGUGCGACUGCUGCCACGGGACUGGCCUUCAAGCCCAUCCAGAUCGGUCAACACAUCUUCCUGGACGAAGGGGCCGGCAAAUACAACCCCAGCCCGCAGAUACUGGACGAAGCCGUAGUAAAUGAGUGGCCUGGGCGUGAGGUUGGGGCGUUUAUCAGUAUAGGAACAGGCAAACGGCCGCAGGGCGCGACAUCGCCGCCGCACGAGUGGUGGGAGGAUGUCUUCCGGGACUCGCUAGGCAACUUUGCAGAGGCACGACGACGGCUGAUAGCAAAGAUCGAGGGCUGUGAGGCGACGCACCAGUUCAUGGUGAAGGACCAUCUGGUCAAACGCAAUGUGCCCCGAGAGGUGUACUACCGGUUCAACGUCGAGGUCGGCGUGGGCGAGUUUGGGAUGAACGAAUGGAGCCGGCUGGCGGAAAUCAGCACCAACACACGCAUGUACCUGGCGAAGAAUGAGGUGCAACGGAUGAACUACGAUGCCGCAGUGAGGCUGGCUCGAGUCGACCGUAUGCACAAGAGGUUAGGGGGGAGGUCCGGGGUACCGUUGGCAGCAACAAACGAGGCCCUGGAGGAGCGUAAGAACCAGCCGGUGCCUCCUAUUCCACCACUGAAGCAAAAAGAAGAAGCCGUCGAUGAGAACAUCUUUGAACUGCCUGCCAUCGAGCUGCCGGCCGAAGAGCAUCUCCAGCAGAACCGGACUCCAAUCCAGAGCCAGGGCCAGAGCCAUCAUCGGCCAGGCACGUCACAGAGCUCGACGGCCAUCAGCUUCAGUUCGUACGACGACAAGUUCGCCGUCCUACCUGGUAAUGAUGACGGACGAGACCUACCGGAGCCCGUCUAUGCGUCUGCCGGCCGUCGCAGCUCAGAUGUGCUCCCUAUCUCGCCAGCUCGACGCAGUCAAGAUAGCCACAGUCGACACCAGCCCUCGUCGUCCAUCGACUCGUCGACCCGAGCGAGCAGUCUGGACGCUCACUCACGCCCUGCCGCGGGACCACCGCCGACAGGACCACCACCGCCCUUACCACCCAAGACACCCAUCCCGUAUCCUGUCAGCAGUGAGGACGUCGCCCCAGGCGCAGUGUCGAUGCCCUCGUUGCCGCCGCGCAACCCAGACAGACCAGUCUCUAUCGUGGGACCGCCGCGGAAGUACAAGCUACCGUACCCAGACGAUGGUCCGCCACCGGUCAACCGCACGCGGAAGCCUACCUACCUCAACUCUAGUUAAAGGGAAGCAAAGAAAGCAAAAAAGAGGUAACGAGUUAUGCGUCUCCUUGUACAUGUCUGUCUAUGUCUGUCAUGUUUGUCACGUUUAUAUCUAUAUUAAUAUCUGACAGCCAUGUCUGUCUAUCAAACUCCUGCCACUACUGCUUCUACUAUUACUUCUACUACUUCUUCUACUAUUACUUCUACUUCUACUGCUAGUCAUUGGCUCCCCUGGUCUUCCUUGAGUUCGUGCCGUCUUCGUUGGUUGGCAGGGAGCCCGUCUCUUGGUCCUGCAGGUCAAACCUGUCUUGUGCUACUUAAUACGAGAUCUCUUCUCCGUCUCCCAUCUCGUUCUUCUUCAUCUGCUCCGUCUUGCAGUCUAUCUUACUCUGCUUCUCCCUGUCUAUCUCGCUGUCCGUCUGCUUCGUCCCUGCCUGCGCCUUUUCUGCGUGGCGUCGACGUCAAGCCUUAGUAAGCCCCUGACUCUCCUCUUUUACUUAAAGCUGUCAACUAACCUUUAACUAACCUUUAACUAACCUUUAACGAA